UUCCCACCCAGGUUUCCCCUUAAAUUGGCUUGCUGAGCGCCGGCCAACAUUGUGUGGGGAGCAACGGUUUGGAAGGCCGGCGUGCAUUGGGAGUUGCUAGGAAACGCAUUCCUGCAGCGCCAGGCGGGCUGGAACACAGUCGGGAGGUGAGGAGACCUGCCCACUCGUAUGUUUAUUUGUUUUGCUUUGUUUUUGGUGCUGAUGGUGGGCAGAGGAGAAGGAGGAGUGGAAAACAAACGGAGGGGGAAGCAAGAGUGACGGUGGGCGGGGUGGACAGGAAGCCGGCUUGACAAGCGAGGAAUUCAAAGUUCCAGUCUGGGUCGGGAGACGAGACGAGACGGACGCUAGCAUGGACACUGUGGCCAAGAUGUCAGUUGAGGCGAGUGCAUCAAAUGCAGCUGUGUGUCUCGUUUGUAAGGACGGCUGCUCUGGUUUGCAGCCACAUUCUUGGAGAAAAGCGUGCGUGGCGUGCGUCUGCAGCACCGUGGACCACGCCCCCGGUAGCCAUGCCGAUGACGACCGGCGAAUGGGACGCCUGCUGGUCGACUCACCCUGUGCCCACCUGACGGCCAAGGUGAAAGGGGGCGGCGGCCUUCGCCUGUACAAGAGGAACCGCAUGAUUGUCACCAAUCCGGUGGUGUCACGCAAGGACCCCACGUUCAGCACCACCACCUAUGAUUGGGCGCCCUUCGGCCUCAACCAGAAGCUGGCCAAGCAGUACAUGGAGCUGAUUCCGGAGUGCCAGCGUCCCAUCUCCGGGACCGGGGGAGCAGUGCUACGUCGCAGGCAACUCCUCGGACAGCUCCCCGCCUACGACCAGGACCCCAUGACAUGUCAGAGCCUGGCCGGCGACGACGAGGUGUCCGCCAUGCUGCUUUUUGUGAAGCGCUACAAACUGGAGGCGCUGGGCGUGGGUGAGGUAGCGUUGCCCGGUGACAGCGAAGCCCUGAGGGAGGCGGCAAGUCAGAGGGAAGCCAAUGAGCAAAACCAUGGCGACCAGUCCAACCGCACCCCUGAACAGCCCAGCAAUGGCCCAGAGAACAACACGCAAUACCGUUGCUCAAAUUGCGGCGGCGACGUGGCGUCGGACAGCCCGGCGGUUUUUGCCGAGCGCGCCGGUUACGGCGCCGCCGCCAUGUGGCAUCCCGCCUGCUUCACGUGCGCCGAGUGCGGCCAGGGAUUGGUGGACCUGGUCUACUUCUGGUCCGACGGGAGGCUGCUGUGCGGACGACAUUACUGCCAGAGCAUCAGGCCGCGCUGCUCUGGCUGCGAUGAGCUGAUCUUUGGCGAGUCUUUCCACUUGGCACAAGAUGGCAGCGCGUGGCAUCAUCAUCACUACUGCUGCUGGAGAUGUGGACAAAGCCUGGACACCCCCUGCCACCACUGACGCACGCACGCACGCAAAGGACAGGUUAGGACAGUGGUACCUUGAUUUCCACUUACCCUCUUUUGAGGGGAAAUCAGAGAGGCUGAACUGGAAUAUCGGUCAGUCAAGGUAUAACUGUCCACACUUCAUGCAUGUUGCUUAGUACGAGUGGUGUCUUUCAAGUUUCCAAGCGCUUAACAAGACUUUUAUUGUGGAGUGGACGCGCUUGGCUGAUUUAUCGGCUCGUAAAUUGCAGACAGAGUGACGUGAUCCAGAUGUGAGCGCUCGCCUUUGGAGAUGUUUAAAUGAGCUCAUAUUUGACAUUCAAGCUUGCCAGACAGGACAGUCUCUGACAAGUGAAUCGCACGGGGACAAUCGCAAAGUGGCUCGUUGUGGCUCGCAGACGUGGCAUCUGUAAAGCUGAUGAUUGCAAAGUCGACUCAAGAGUUAAAGCAUUUGAUUUUCAUGUUAUUUUGUAAA
Syngnathus acus (greater pipefish) is the source of this 1846-nucleotide messenger RNA. RefSeq names its product LIM and cysteine-rich domains 1 (gene lmcd1). The transcript is spliced from 7 exons. The record is from RefSeq and is a predicted model, not a curated record. Gene Ontology annotation, molecular function: zinc ion binding. NCBI's taxonomy places the organism in Eukaryota, Metazoa, Chordata, Actinopteri, Syngnathiformes, Syngnathidae. The coding region runs from base 350 to 1387 and encodes 345 amino acids.